AUGUUGACAAAAGUGUGUGUGUGUGUCAUCAGUGUGUUGAUGAGCUAUGAGAACGUGGAGCUGGUAUUCUGUGAAGCAGAGUGCCUGCCUGAUGCCUUCAGGAAGAGUAAGAAGGGGAGCAUCUUCCUGACUCCCUACAGGGUAAGAGGAGACACGUCUUUACCAUACAAACAUUUUUAUACACCCAAUCCCAACCCAGUCCCUAACCCUGUAGGCACCUGUCUAGAUAUGAAAGAAAAGGAUGAGUGUAAUCCAGGUUGUCUGUCCCCAGGUGAUCUUUGUGGCGAAGGGGGGUCAUGAUGCUCUGCAAUCCUUCAUGAUGCCUUUCUACCUGAUGAAGGGCUGUGAGGUCAAACAGCCUGUCCUGGGGGCCAACUACAUCAAAGGCACAGUCAGCGCAGAGCCCGGAGGUGUGUGUUUGUGUGUGAGAGAGUGAGUCUAUGACUGUAUCUCCCACCAGACUUCCCACUGUCAGUAGCAGAGAAACAUACAUCAAAUCAAAUCACAUUUUAUUUGUCACAUGCGCUGAAUACAACAGGUGUAGACCUUACCAUGAAAUGCUUACUUACAAGCCCUUAACCAACAAUGCAGUUUUAAGAAAAUAGAGUUAAGAAAAUAUUUACUAAAUAAACGGGAAAAAAAAGUUACACAAUAAAAUAACAAUAAUGAAGCUAUAUACAGGGGUUACCGGUACCGAGUCAAUGUGCGGGAGGUACAGGUUAGUCGAGGUAAUUUGUACAUGUAGGUAGGGGUAAAGUGACUAUGCAUAAUAAGUACAUUUAUGAGACAUACCUAGUCAAGGACCAUUGCUGUGCUUAAAAUGGACAUAAAAGGAAAGUCUUCUUGAUCUCUCUGCCAAACCUUGGAGGAACAGGCUCACUUUAGAUUAAAAUCUGGAAUAUGUUUUAUCAUCUUUAAUUUUUUGAAAGAGUUAACUGUACUUCUAUCACUAUCUCAGGAGGCUGGGAGGGCUGUGCCACCUUUAAGCUGGUGUUUGCGGCUGGAGGAGCCAUAGAGUUUGGACAGUACAUGUUACAGGUCGCUGCACAAGGUAAAGGACUUUUGGAGCUUAUUCUUUUACCAUUUUACCCAGUGACUAGCGCCUUUGAAAUAGUUAGUUUAAAUGGAUGUGUUUCCCCCUCUCUUCUUCCCCUGUGCAGCGUCCAGAGGGCAGCCUGUGAGUGUUGGCUUUGGGGGCUGUCCCUACAUGGCCAACGGGGCAUAUGCCUACCCUCCUCCCCCAGCCAAUGGGUACCCGGCGGGACCCCCACCUGGGUACUCCUACCCCAACCCCCCUCCACCAGGUACUGACCAGACAUGAAGACUACAGUUGUCUUCCUUUUAAUGUUUUGUACUUGUCUAAUUGAACAUUGAAAAAUAUUUUUAUCACACAAAACAGUCCAUGUAUUAUUGCAUCUCAUAUCUAACCACUGUCUGUUGUUUCUUUCCAGAUGCAUUCUACCCCAACCCUGCAGUGUUUGAUGGCCCUGCGGCCUACAUGCCCCCUCCUCCCUACUCCGCCCCCCUGGGACAGCAGCCCCCCCACGACCCCGACCUGCCCUCCACACCUGCAGGUCAGAAGUCAUUUUGGUUCUCGCUUUCUCUCUCGCUCUCUCUAUCCUUCCCCUCGCUCACCCUCUCUCCCUCUCUUUCUAACUCACUCUUGCAAAGUUCCUUCAUUAGUGAUAGUUUUAAUUAGCAAGAUGUGAGUGAUCCCAUGCUGCCAAAGCAUUAAAUAAUAGGACAAUGAAUUAACUUGCGCUUCUCUCUCCUCCCCCAGCCGAGGCAAAGGCAGCAGAGGCAGCAGCCAGUGCCAGCUGUGCCACACUCCCUCCCACCUACCUACCACAGGUACGCCUGUUUACCACCAUUUUACAAUUUUACCACUCUAAAUCUGACUUUAAACAUUAAGUGUAGGAAGGAAUAUUGAUCAAAUACACAUGGAUAACAUUUCACUGUAGUAGGGUAUGGAUUCUCCCCAUUAUAUUUAAAUUGUUGGCCCAGUAGCAGGUAGUAGGCAGGGUCAUCAGGGCAAGUCAAUGCAGACAGCUGCCUGACCAAUAAACAAAGAGCAGCUCAGAGUACAGCCAAUGAAUGCCAUGCAGGAAGCAGCACAGGACCAAUGAGAGAGGAACAAUCCAGUGGUACAGAGACCUGUGAAUGACAUCCCCCUUACAGUGCAACCAGAGUAAAGGUGCUCACUUCCUCUCAGGUGGAGAAUAGUCAGACUAGGGCUGUUGUGGUGACAGUAUUACCGCUACACCGGCAGUCAUGAACGCAGUAAAAUUCCACGUGACCUUUUGAGUCACCUAAUCUCCUUUGAUGCAGUCUGGACAUGAGUUGGUAGUACCCAAUUUGCUAACGACUAUCAGGUCGCUAAUGGCCUGGUACUCAGGGCUGUAUUGUCCCUCUAACCACUCUGAAAUCAAUGCAAAUGCCAUCGAAAAUCACAUCAAACACUUAUCAUCAAAACAGUAUCGUGCUUUUAAAACUCACCUCACUGUGAUUGAUCAAUUUGAAGAAAGAAGUUCAACAACAUGUUGAAACGGAGUGGAAAAUAUGUUGGUUGUGGAUGUUGUUUCAAAGCCUAGCACAACGAAAUGGACAGCGUUUUCUAAGGUGAUGAUUGAUUCAAAACACCCAUAAGUAUAUUAGAGCAUAUGCAUAGGCCUAUAUUUGAGCCUAAGCCCAAGCCCCCCAAAGAUGUCUUUGGUACAUAAUUGGUUGAGCAUAUACUCCAAAAUUGAACAAAUUCUAGUAAUCGCCUGUAUUAUUAUGCAUACUGGAUGGACUGGUUAUCUUAUGCUACGCUCCAAACCUUCUAUGAUUCUGGGAGAGAACGUAUAGGCCUAGGCAGGCUUACAGAGUUAGCUUACAAUUAUAGUUAAUUUGAUUUUGAAUACCCUAGUAAUAGUGCAUUUUUUUAUAUUUUCAUAAUGAAUAGGCUGAUGCAUUACCUUUUAGCUACAGACUGUGCAUUUCCAUCUCCUCUCUCUCCUACAUUCCUUUCUCGAGCAAGCAGAGAGGGGCUGUCAAUAGUUUAAUGAAAUGUUUCCUUAGAAAACAUAUUACUAUCAAUGUUCCCGAACGUAUUUCACUUAGUUUCCCAAAUUAAGCACUGGGUAGCUGCAGGAACAGGGUUGGAGAGCCCAUGGCAUACAGAGUUUGGCAGAAUAUCACCUGUUGCGCAGCGAGAGGCUGCAUGCUCCUCAAACAGUGGUUGAUGCAUGGAGUGAAAUAACCAGAGUAGCCUACUCAGCAUGAUUGAAAAAACGAACCGCGGGAAAGUGACCUCCAUUCGCUUUUCGAAUGCAUACAGAUGUCUUUUUUUAUUUUAUUUUUGCUGCUGUUCCGGCCCAUUUGACAAUGGGCCAUUCUAAAUCAAAACACAUUUUUACAUAUUAGUUAAGAUUAAAUUGAGAAUAGUCUGUUAGGUGAAAAUAUGAUCACUUCAUGAGAGAACAGCGUGUGCAGCCUGAGGCAAGGAACAGAGUUGAACCUUUUUUUUUUUGCGACUUUCUCAAAUCAUCAAUAGCCUAUGGUCAUGCAGCCCAUAUCUUUUGAUUUCUAAGACCUUCUAAGGUUUGUAUCAUUCACAACUAAAGUUGCCAAAUAACUCUAAAUCUAGCGUAUAGGACCUGUUUAAAAUGAUCACUUAUGCUCAACAGCCACUUCAUACAGUGAGGGGAAAAAAGUAUUUGAUCCCCUGCUGAUUUUGUACGUUUGCCCACUGACAAAGAAAUGAUCAGUCUAUAAUUUUAAUGGUAGGUUUAUUUGAACAGUGAGAGACAAAAAUGUUAUAAAUUGAUUUGCAUUUUAAUGAGGGAAAUAAGUAUAAUCCCAUAGCAAAUCUGUGGAGGGAGCUGAAGGUUCGAGUUGCCAAACGUCAGCCUCGAAACCUUAAUGACUUGGAGAAGAUCUGCAAAGAGGAGUGGGACAAAAUCCCUCCUGAGAUGUGUGCAAACCUGGUGGCCAACUACAAGAAAUGUCUGACCUCUGUGAUUGCCAACAAGGGUUUUGCCACCAAGUACUAAGUCAUGUUUUGCAGAGGGGUCAAAUACUUAUUUCCCUCAUUAAAAUGCAAAUCAAUUUAUAACAUUUUUGACAUGCGUUUUUCUGGAUUUUUUGUUGUUGUUAUUCUGUCUCUCAAUGUUCAAAUAAACCUACCAUUAAAAUUAUAGACUGAUCAUUUCUUUGUCAGUGGGCAAACGUAGAAAAUCAGCAGGGGAUCAAAUACUUUUUUCCCUCUGUAUGCACACUCGAUCCAGAAUGGGAAAAAUAUCCUUUCUAUUUCAUUCAACUAAGUUCAAUUAUAGUAUUCUUACUAUAAAAUCAUAUAAAAUAAUGGCACAGGACUUAUAAGCAUAUGUUGUCUGCUAAAUGAACAAGCCUAUGGCAUGGCGCAUAGCCAGAUGACAUACAGUAGGCCAACUCAUAUUCUGUUCUUUUGAAAUACCUAUUCUUCAUAUCAUAAUGCGUGGAGGCCUGGAGAUGCUAAAUGUUUGUUAAUUAAUCGUCAAUUACUGUGAGACCCGCAGUCUUUUGCAUGACAAUAACCAGCUGACAAAAGUUAAUGACAGCCACAGCCCCAAGUCAGACACAGACAGGUUGGAGAAACUAGUCAAAGCAAAUAGCAAAUGUUAUCCUGGUAUAUCUAGCGUAGGAGCUGACAGUAUACAGUGAGGGAAAAAAGUAUUUGAUCCCCUGCUGAUUUUGUACAUUUGCCCACUGACAAAGAAAUGAUCAGUCUAUAAUUUUAAUGGUAGGUUUAUUUGAACAGUGAGAGACAGAAUAACAACAAAAUAAUCCAGAAAAACGCAUGUCAAAAAUGUUAGAAAUUGAUUUGCAUUUGAAUGAGGGAAAUAAGUAUUUGACCCCCUCUCAAUCAGAAAGAUUUGUGGCUCCCAGGUUUCUUUUAUACAGGUAACGAGCUGAGAUUAGGAGCACACUCUUAAAGGGAGUGCUCCUAAUCUCAGUUUGUUACCUGUAUAAAAGACACCUGUCCACAGAAGCAAUCAAUCAAUCAGAUUCCAAACUCUCCACCAUGGCCAAAACCAAACAGCUCUCCAAGGAUGUCAGGGACAAGAUUGUAGACCUACACAAGGUUGGAAUGGGCUACAAGACCAUCGCCAAGCAGCUUGGUGAGAAGGUGACAACAGUUGGUGCGAUUAUUCGCAAAUGGAAGAAACAAAAGAACUGUCAAUCUCCCUCGGCCUGGGGCUCCAUGCAAGAUCUCACCUCGUGGAGUUGCAGUGAUCAUGAGAACGGUGAGGAAUCAGCCCAGAACUACACGGGAGGAUCUUGUCAAUGAUCUCAAGGCAGCUGGGACCAUAGUCACCAAGAAAACAAUUGGUAACACACUACGCCGUGAAGGACUGAAAUCCUGCAGCGCCCGCAAGGUCCCCCUGCUCAAGAAAGCACAUAUACAGGCCCGUCUGAAGUUUGCCAAUGAACAUCUGAAUGAUUCAGAGGAGAACUGGGUGAAAGUGUUGUUGUCAGAUGAGACCAAAAUGGAGCUCUUUGGCAUCAACUCAACUCGCCGUGUUUGGAGGAGGAGGAAUGCUGCCUAUGACCCCAAGAACACCAUCCCCACCGUCAAACAUGGAGGUGGAAACAUUAUGCUUUGGGGGUGUUUUUCUGCUAAGGGGACAGGACAACUUCACCGCAUCAAAGGGACGAUGGACGGGGCCAUGUACCGUCAAAUCUUGGGUGAGAACCUCCUUCCCUCAGCCAGGGCAUUGAAAAUGGGUCGUGGAUGGGUAUUCCAGCAUGACAAUGACCCAAAACACACGGCCAAGGCAACAAAGGAGUGGCUCAAGAAGAAGCACAUUAAGGUCCUGGAGUGGCCUAGCCAGUCUCCAGACCUUAAUCCCAUAGAAAUUCUGUGGAGGGAGCUGAAGGUUCGAGUUUCCAAACGUCAGCCUCGAAACAUUAAUGACUUGGAGAAGAUCUACAAAGAGGAGUGGGACAAAAUCCCUCCUGAGAUGUGUGCAAACCUGGUGGCCAACUACAAGAAACGUCUGACCUCUGUGAUUGCCAACAAGGGUUUUGCCACCAAGUACUAAGUCAUGUUUUGCAGAGGGGUCAAAUACUUAUUUUCCUCAUUAAAAUGCUAAUCAAUUUAUAACAUUUUUGACAUGCGUUUUUCUGGAUUUUUGUUGUUGUUAUUCUGUCUCUCACUGUUCAAAUAAACCUACCAUUAAAAUUAUAGACUGAUCAUGUCUUUGUCAGUGGGCCAACGUACAAAAUCAGCAGGGGAUCAAAUACUUUUUUCCCUCACUGUAUCAAAUGAGCAUAGUAUCAAUGUAGUACUUUAAUCAAAUGGUUUUAACUCAGAGUUGAUUUUGUCCUCCAUGCUGUGUAUAUCUGUAAUAUGUAAUCAUGUUUUGUUUUUCUCCUUUUCUCCAGGACAAACCUCCCCCCUACUCUCCUACUGAGGACAAGAAGACCCAGUAG
Messenger RNA from Coregonus sp. 'balchen', 6456 nucleotides. The record is from the annotation of a GenBank genome assembly. Lineage: Eukaryota; Metazoa; Chordata; Actinopteri; Salmoniformes; Salmonidae.